Messenger RNA from Anopheles arabiensis, 14031 nucleotides. It is a transcript of the gene kcc, whose product is annotated as solute carrier family 12 member 4. Gene Ontology annotation, biological process: potassium ion homeostasis; chloride ion homeostasis; chemical synaptic transmission. The record is from RefSeq and is a predicted model, not a curated record. Gene Ontology annotation, molecular function: potassium:chloride symporter activity. The transcript is spliced from 25 exons. The coding region runs from base 1555 to 4851 and encodes 1098 amino acids. NCBI's taxonomy places the organism in Eukaryota, Metazoa, Arthropoda, Insecta, Diptera, Culicidae. Gene Ontology annotation, cellular component: membrane.
AGCACUGUUGCUGGCGUGUGGCGUUUGUGUCUGAGGGUCCGGUUCGCUCACUCGUGCGCGCACUCACCGUUUUGCCGUGGCUAGAAUCCGUUGCAUUCGCGUUUCACCACCACCGAGGGAGCCACUGCCGAUGGGAAAGUGUUGUUGCUGGAAAGGAAAUCUGAAAAUCGCGUCUGCCGUCAAACGAUGCGACACUGCAUUCGGCUCGAUUAAAUUGCACCGUUGUGCACGGCCGGUGGUCCCAAAAAGGAAACUUGAAAUAGAGUGUGUUCAGUGAAUGUUUACAUAUCUCUCAGCAUAUCUGAGUCCAGCGUGUGAUAAAGCGUUCAAAUUGUGUGUGUGUGUGUGUGUUUGAGUGUGGGAGUGUCUGUGUGAAUUUAUCUGCUAUCUGUAGUGCCGCAACCCAUUGUCGAAGGUGCCGCAAAGUUGACAACAUCGCAUCGCGCGCAAUAGUGGUACCAAAGUCACGUGGUGCUUGAAACUCGGGCAAAUCCUGCCUCACUAAUCCGGCCGGUCGUUUGUUGCUGGCGGUGGCGAGCUAUUGCGGUCUUGUGAAGAAGUGUGUGUGUAUCUGUGUGUCACGAGUGGCAUCGAAAUAGGGCAUGUGAAUGUGUUGAGUGCAGGAAACAGUGCAGGCAGCGCUUCCGUCGCGCUAUACAGUUGAGUUGCAUCAGCGUAUGCACAGCACGCGGCUUUCGCCGCAUUCUGUUGCCAGUGGAGGUGGGGGCUCUUGAAGCUGGCUCCGGGUGUUAAUGCGUCCCGAGCGUGAAUGUGAGCUGUGCAAGGAAGCAUCGGUUCGUGUCCGAACGCACAAGGAAUAGGUCCCGGUAGCUGUGCUGAAAGAAAUUGCUGUUAAAGCCUUCGAUCGGCUUAGGCGGCGGUCUUCGUGGAGCAAAAAGUCAUCAGCCACCGUUCGGGUUCCUGCCAGCGGUGCAUCCUGCCACCGGCGCUGAUCACGCCAUCCCACCGUAGCUUCCUUGCCCCUUGUUCCCCUUCCUCGCACCAAAUCUCCUUCCCAAUCUCCUGAGCAGCCCACCCUCCCCGAGUUCGAGUAUUCCAUCCGGCGGUGCGUUUUUUGCGGAUUUCGGAAAACGAAAGGAGGAGGAGGAACGGGAACGGGAGCGGACCGCGGCAGCGGCGGCCCACCACUGCCGCCGGGACCAUCCGCACCACUGCCAGCACCAUCACCACCAUCAGCUUCUUCAUCGUCAUCCCCAUACAACCCCUCCGGCUGGCAGCCCUUCCUCCGGGUCUUUAUCGCUUGCGUCAUCGCCCUCCACACCCUCAUCCCCGGCUAGCUUACCGCUCACGGCCGCCUCUGGUGGGGAGCCGGCGAAGCAGCACCGCACGACCACCGCCGGGCUGUUGCGGUCCGCGCGCGACAGCUUCAUAGGGCGGAGGCAGCCACAGCAGCGCAGCAGCGGCGUGCCGGGAGCCGCAACGGGAGCAGUGGCGGCCUGCAGCAGCAGCACAGUCGCCACCGCAGCACCACCACCGCCCACCGUCACCUCGCCGCUGCUCGCGAAAGCCAAGGAAAGGUGCAAACUGUUCAGCAUGCAGCGCCAACAGUACCAACACUGCCACUCACAGUCCAUCGAGAUGGACGUUUACGACACGGAAGGUGAACCCACCGAUGAUCAACCCUUCGUGUCGAAAGGAGAUAAAAUCGAUACAAAUCUGUACCUUUACUCGGAUGACAUUCAGGAACGUCCCCAUGUCACCACGCUCAUUUCGUCCCUGGCAAACUACUCGAAUACGAUCGCACCGGCACCGACGGAUCCCGAUGCCAAACCAGCACCUGCCGCCGCCCGCAUGGGCACACUCAUCGGUGUCUACCUGCCGUGCAUACAGAACAUUUUCGGUGUCAUUUUAUUCAUCCGUUUAACCUGGGUUGUCGGUACGGCUGGAGCCAUAUUCGGGUUUUUAAUCGUAUUAUGCUGUUGCUGUGUGACGAUGUUGACUGCCAUCUCCAUGUCGGCUAUCGCCACGAACGGGGUGGUACCGGCGGGCGGCAGCUAUUUCAUGAUAUCGAGAUCGCUGGGGCCCGAGUUUGGUGGCGCUGUCGGGAUGUUGUUCUACACGGGAACAACUUUAGCAGCCGCCAUGUACAUAGUCGGUGCGGUAGAGAUCGUACUGACGUACAUGGCACCCUGGCUCUCGAUAUUCGGCGACUUCACCAAGGACGCAUCGGCAAUGUACAACAACUUCCGCGUCUACGGUACCGGUCUGUUGUGCGUGAUGGGACUGAUCGUGUACGUUGGUGUAAAGUUCGUGAACAAAUUCGCCACGGUAGCGCUGGCCUGUGUCAUCUUCUCGAUCAUCGCUGUCUACGCUGGCAUUUUCGAUAACAUCGAUGGAAACGAUAAGCUAUUCAUGUGCGUGCUAGGAAAGCGAUUGCUGAAGGACGUUGCCGUCGCCAACUGCUCGAAGGAUGAGGGCGGUGUACUGUGGAACUACUUCUGCGCCUCCGGCGAAUGUGAUCCCUACUUCAAAGAGCAAAACGUUACGCUGGUGCGCGGCAUCAAGGGACUGAAGAGUGGUGUCUUCUUCGACAACUUGUUCCCAUCUUUCCUGCAGGAAGGGCAGUACAUUGCGUACGGUAUGGAUCCGGAGCACAUCGAACCAUUGGACCGUCCGAGCUACAACCAGGUGUACGCUGACCUUUCGACUGCCUUCACGAUUCUGAUCGGUAUCUUCUUCCCGUCGGUAACUGGCAUUAUGGCUGGCUCGAACCGUUCCGGCGAUUUGGCGGACGCACAAAAAAGUAUUCCCAUCGGUACGAUUGGUGCCAUUGUGACGACCUCGACCGUGUAUCUGUCGUGCGUGCUGCUGUUUGCCGGCACCGUCGACAACCUACUGCUGCGUGACAAGUUCGGACAGUCCAUCGGUGGCAAGCUGGUGGUCGCGAACAUGGCCUGGCCCAAUCAGUGGGUUAUCCUGAUCGGCUCCUUCCUGUCCACGCUCGGUGCCGGGCUGCAGAGCUUGACCGGCGCACCGCGACUGCUGCAGGCCAUCGCGAAGGACGGUAUCAUCCCGUUCCUGGAACCGUUCGCCGUCUCGUCCAAGCGCGGCGAGCCGACGCGUGCCCUCAUCCUGACGCUGCUCAUCUGCCAGUGCGGCAUCCUGCUCGGCAACGUCGAUCUGCUCGCACCGCUCCUGUCCAUGUUCUUCCUGAUGUGCUACGGCUUCGUCAAUCUGGCCUGCGCCCUGCAGACGCUGCUGCGCACACCGAACUGGCGGCCGCGCUUCAAGUACUACCACUGGUGCUUGUCGCUGAUUGGGCUGACGCUCUGCAUUUCCAUCAUGUUCAUGACCUCGUGGUACUUUGCGCUGAUUGCGAUGGGAAUGGCCGUGCUGAUCUACAAGUACAUCGAGUACCGUGGUGCCGAGAAGGAAUGGGGUGACGGUAUCCGUGGUAUCGCCCUGUCCGCCGCCCGCUACUCGCUGCUCCGCCUGGAGGAGGGCCCGCCGCACACGAAGAACUGGCGCCCGCAGAUCCUGAUGCUGGCCAAGCUGAACGACGACUUUACGCCCAAGUACCGCAAGCUGUUCUCGUUCGUCUCGCAGCUGAAGGCGGGCAAGGGUUUGGCCGUGGUCGUGUCGCUCAUACCGGGCGAUUUUACGCGGCGGGCGGGCGAGGCGGCCGCCGCCAAGCAAGCGCUGCGCAAGGUCAUGGACGACGAGAAGGUGAAGGGCUUCUGCGACGUGCUGGUGGCUUCGAACAUUGCCGAUGGGCUCUCACACGCCGUGCAAACCAUUGGGCUCGGUGGCAUGAAGCCGAACACGGUCAUCAUCGGCUGGCCGUACGGUUGGCGUCAGAGCGAGGACGAUCGCACCUGGCACGUGUUCCUGCAAACGGUGCGCCACGUUAGUGCCGCCCGGAUGGCGCUGCUCGUCCCGAAGGGCAUCAACUUCUUCCCGGCCAUCGGCGAUAAGAUUGCUGGAAACAUUGACAUCUGGUGGAUCGUGCACGACGGCGGGCUGCUGAUGCUGCUGCCGUUCCUGCUGAAGCAGCACCGCUCGUGGAAGAACUGCAAGAUGCGCAUCUUCACCGUCGCCCAGAUGGAGGACAACUCCAUCCAGAUAAAGAAGGAUCUGAAGAUGUUCCUGUACCAUCUGCGUAUCGAGGCGGAAGUGGAGGUCGUUGAAAUGAUGGAUAGCGAUAUCUCGGCGUACACCUACGAGCGGACGCUUAUGAUGGAGCAGCGCAACCAGAUGCUGAGAAAACUUCGUUUGAACAAGCGCGAAAAGGAGAACGUGGUGGAUAACAUGGUGGAGUUCACUCAGGCCACCGCUAACGGAGAGGAUCGAACACCGCUGGUACAAGCCAUCGUUGACCAUCAUCAUCACAAUGACAACAAUACCAAGACCGCGUCCAAGGUUCGGUUCGCUGAUCCAUCCGAGAACAAAGAGGCCGGAAGCGAGGAAGCCGACCGGGAGGAAAAGAAUGAGACUGAAUCCGAAAAGGACAAGGACACCAAAGAAGCCACCGAUAGCGACAAGGAAGCGGCCGGUGCCGAAAAGCUGGCCAACAAUGUGUCCGUCUCGCCCGUCAAGGAUAAGAAGGCCGGCGGCGAUGCAGCGAAGGUGGCGGACGACGUGAAGUCUGCCUUCAAACCGGACGAGGGCAACGUCAGACGGAUGCACACGGCUGUGAAACUGAACGAGGUUAUAGUGAACAAAUCGCACGAUGCUCAACUGGUCAUACUCAAUCUGCCCGGCCCACCGAAGGAAACGUACAUGGAGCGGGAAAGCAACUAUAUGGAAUUCCUGGAGGUUCUUACCGAAGGUCUCGAGCGUGUGCUGAUGGUGCGAGGCGGCGGACGGGAAGUCAUCACGAUCUACUCUUAAAUCGCUAUCGCGCCUGCCGACAAAACCACACUGAUUGUACGUAUGGCUGAAUAUGUGUGAGAGUGACACACACACACACAUCUCGCCAACAACAACAACAACAUCAACAACAACAACGGGCAGCAAACGCUUCGUCCAGUUUUCCAGCCCGCUUUCCGCAAGGACACGUUUCGAGGGGGGGAGGGCGGGUCUGUGCGUAACCGAUAUUACGAACUCAUCCAUCGAGGCCAUCGUAUUUUAGCUGUAAGAAUGUAAACGCCCUUCUUCCCAUCUCCCAAUGAAUACGCGAAUGUACCAACAUACACAAACAAACACACAGACAUACACAACGUAAUGGAAGCAGCUCUCGAAACCGAAACCAAAAAGAGGAAGGAAAAAAACAAGCUCGAUCAAAUCGAUGGGUGUCUGGGAGAUCGCCCACAAUUAAGGCUAGCUUUUCGAAUAGAAGAAAACCCGUAGUAUGUUAAGGCGUUAUUAAGUGUCGUGUGCGGUUCGGGUUUUGUGCCAUUGAAACGGCUCUAUCUUUUUACACUACUGGUGUUGAGUGCUGGGGUGCUUGGGGUGGGGAGGGCAUGGAAGGGGGAUACGAAAAUGUGUGUGUGUGUGUGUGUAUUUAUGCCGAAAAGCUGAAAGUAACCCCGAUCGUCGGUGUUUGUGUUGUGUACGUUGAAUUUGCUAGUUUUAGUCACGAGAGCAUCGUCGCAUUCAAAACCACCGAAAUCGUAUGUGGACAGAAGAGCGCAUAGAGAUCCCCAACAAUUUGUUUUUCAUUAAAGUCUUUAUGUUUUAAUUUCCAAUUAGCUCCAAUCAUUCCCCGUCCCAUUAAAACAAACACACACAACAAGGCACUGGCGUAUCGAUAGCUCGAUCGUUUACCGAAUCUGUCGAAUACGAAUACAGUUCGAAAACGGAUGUGCUGUGGCCGGUACAAAGUACAAACCCCUCCUCUCCAGGAAACACACACACACACACACACACACACACACACACACACACACACACACACACACACACACACACACACACUAAAAGCGCCCUGCUGUGCAUUACAUGACAAGGCAUCCGAUUGCAUCCCAUGCCUGACUUCCCCCGAACCCGGUAAAUUCGAUGUGAUAAGUUCAACACAACAUUUAACUGUAUUAAGCUCUGCGCGGGAGAGGAUGGGGCUGACGGAAGCGCUCUCGCCACACACAACUGGAGACAACUGGUCAGUUUAAAUUUCCCACACAAGCAAUAGACAGUGGUGAGAAUGUGAUGCGUUGCAUUGUUUCUGUGUGUAUCCCAACGUCCCUCCCGAACAAGGUAAACACAACAAAAAAACACCCCAAACUGUUGCAGUAUAGUAGAACUCUUACGUGCCUAUAGUCUGUUAACAACUCGAACCAAACGCAACGCGCGGACAUGGAAAACAAAAGUAUUUGAAUGAAAGAUAUAAAGAAGGAAGGAAAAACAAAGAAGAGCAGUGCAACAAAAAAAGAAGUACGAAGUACACCGUAACACAACACAACACACACACACCUAAAUACGCAGAGCUAAUAUUUCCAAAACUCGAUACCAAAACAGAAAGACUUUGCCAACAAAAAAAAACAAAAAACUGGCGGAAAAGCGAAGAUGCAAACGAAACAGGGCGAAUUAGGUAACCCCGUGGAGGUGUUGACUAAUGUCUCCCUCCACACCAACCAGCGGAUGCCAGCCUAUUGAUUCGAUUUUUUUCCGUCCCAGUGUAUUUGUGUUUUCGUUGCGCCGUUUAGUUGUCUGCUUUACUAAAAACUAAGUAAUUUGUUCGAUUUUUUAGCUUUUAUUUUUAUGUUUUUUUGUUUUCUUUUUUGUUGUUUUUAUCACUGAAUGAGUUAUAGAUUUACUUUCACUUAAUCGCAGUAAUCGGAGCGGUUUAUCGAUUGUGAAACGGAUUGUGCUUUUGUUUUUCUUUGUUUUAUACGAAAGAAAUGUAUAUUUUAAUAGUUUACUUCUCAGGUAAGUGAGUGUUUUUGGUUUUUGGUUUUGUUUUCCGUAAUACUUUAUCAUUUUUGCAUCCAUUUAUUUAUCUAUUUCAAUGUCUAUUUCUUUACUGUAGCAAAUGGACACAUGAAGCGUACAUUAAAAAAAUAAAUAAAACAAAACGGAUUUAAUCGGUGAGUGAAUGACAUACCAAAAUUCCUCGGCCUACUAUAACAAACCCACGUACUACAACAAAACAACAACAAACUCGCACACACAUACACACACAUAUACAGAACGAAUAGUACUGAGAGAAGAAGCAAAGCAAACAAGUAAAAGGAGUACAACCAAGUCUACUACUACCGUUCAACCAACGAACGAACCUUCACUCACCUUCAUUGGCAAAGCUGAAACGGAAAAAAAAAACAAAAAAAACAUGAUAAAAUGCAGUCUUUUGCGUACCAUAGAUUUAUUAGCAAGUAGACACGUCGUGGCGUAACACGCAACACCGUAAACACAAUAUAAAAGUAUAAAGCAUUGAAGCUCACAGCACAGCAGCGUAACACAAAAAGGGAAAAAGAAACACAAAACGGUCGAUCGAUGAGUACGUGUGGAGCCCUUCAAACGCGACAUUUACUAAACAAUAACAACAAAACAAACAAAGAAAUGAUAUUAACAUAUUUAAGACUGUGUUUUUAUGUUGAUUUUUUGUGUCUCCGUUUAUUACGUACAUAUAUACCAUACAUUAUGGAAGUAGGUAUAAAAAAACAGAAACAUGAACAAGUACGCGUGCGUGUUAUGUGUGUGUUGUGGAAGGAAGAGAACACAAAACGAAGCGAAAGCGUAAAGGAAGGAGUAGAAAGAAAAACAGCCAAAUCUCCCACCAUGAUGAACAAACAAACAAAACACAAAAAAAAACAAACAAAUGUCAAAUGGCGGUGGGCUUAGUGGGCAACAAAUUACAACACUUAACAUUUACCACGUUUUGCGAAUAUAUUACAAACAAAACAAAACAAACAAACAACAGAAAGCAUACUUAUAAUGAUAUAAACAGUAACGCAUGUAGUUGUAAGACAUCGGCGUGGGGCAUCGAUCGACUCUGAAAGCAAAACCAGCAAAACCGGACAAGCAAAACAUUCGAGAACAACAGCAGAACAACAAUAAUAUACAAAAGUUGAAAACUUCUUUAACUUUCAUAUACACACUCACACACCAUAAAGAGCAUAUGCAUACAUUGUACGAUCUCUAGGAUACUUACUUGCUGGUAUGGCUGAUGGCUGCAGCAGAAGCGAAAUGGUCAAACAAACAAAACGACCCAAACAAACAAAAGAACGUACAGUAAUUAAGCAUUAAGAUAACAACUAUUAGAAGUGAUUAAUGGAUAGCAGUAGUAAAAUUGAAACGGUACAAGCAAACGGGUUUAGACUUUUCCUUUUAGAUUUAUUCGUGAUACUCUUAUUAGCAUUUUUUUUUUUGUUUGAUUUGUGUUUGUUUUACUUUUUCUUCUUUUUUCUCGAUCGAUUUUAUCUUUCUUUUGUGUUUUAUUGUUUCUUCAUUGUCUUUUUAAUUUCAUUUUUAAAUUUUUCAUAUUUGUAUCUUUUUUCUUCGUAUUUGUUUUUUCUAUAAUCUCUUUUAAGCAAAUGACAAAAGUAUAUAAGUUCCCCCCCCCCCCCCCCCCUGUAGGCUGUACCGUAGUAGAUUGUAAUUCUAUGAAAUUGAUUACUUCUAUAACUAAAUUUAAACAAACAAAAAAAAACUCUUCCCGCACUGUUGUGCGAUUGUAACGAUCGUGCGAUAGUGUGACAGAGGAAGGGCAAGGACACACUCAUGAAAUUAACAUAAUUUUAUUGCAUAGGUUCAUUUUCGGAGCAGGAGAGCGGUGUUGAAGGGUAAAGUGAGUCAAAUGAGAGAGAGUGUGUGUUCGAAUUACCAAGGACAUUCCUUGGGAAAUUGGAAAAGGCACAGGACAUACAAAGAAAAACGAAUGGUUCGGUAAGGUGAAAACGGAGUGUGAUGGGCAAGCGACGAAAAUGACCUUUAUCUAAUAUGUAAGAAGUAAGAAAACCCCCCUAGUAACGAGAAGUAAUAAUGUUGCGUGCGUUAGGGAGCCAAAAACAAAACUCAAACACGCAAAAUGGUUAAUGAAAAACAGAACAAAACUUACGAAAGCAAAGCACACAGAAAAACAUUGCUCCCGUUUUUUUAGAUAAUUGUAACUGUUUACAUUAAUACUAGCCCAGGUAGUAGUAAAUUUUACCCUCUCUCUCUCACACACUCUUUCUCUAGAGUCACACAUACAGUCACAAAACGUACAGAAACGAUCCUGUCGUCGCAGCGCCGUCUGUUCGCUUCACGACAGGACGCACGGAACAUAAUAUCCCCGAACAGGCAAUCACGAAGAAACAAAAGUGUAUAGUAGAAAAGAUAAGCAAGCGACUACUUAACAAAGGAGAAACUGGCAAAAGGAGGGACAAGAGAGGGAGGGACACAACAACAACAAAAAAACUAACAAAAAAAAAUCCAAACUAUUCCUACCGUGCAAACGUGCUGGCCGAGUGGUGCGUUGUUGAAGGGUUCGAAGGAAAUUCGCCAAUUGCUUGAAGAAACGUUUUAAGAGCAAAAGAAGAAUGCUCCCAACGGAAGAUCAAACACCUUUUUUUUGCUUAGUUUGAUUGGAAAGGGGAAACAAAUGAAACGAAAGCACUUAAGAAGCAGCAGCUAAUUUCUUAACCCCGAAAACGGCAAGCCUAUCACGACCCGCUGCGUACGUGCCGGAUGGAACAGUUUAUAGCUCAUUUACUGUGAAACAAAAGAACAAAACCAUUUAAAUCAAAUUAUAAAGUCUAGAGCGGCGAGCCGAGAGCCACAGAACAGGAGCAGAGUAAAGAAAAUGGAAAGGAAAAGUGGAAAGUAACGCAAAGUUCACACAUAAAAAGGUAAGAAACGUGGUAGCCUAGUGUGUAGAGUGGUAAGGAAAACACACACACAAAACAAAACACAAAAACUAAUAACAAUCGAUCGUGUAGAUUGGUUGAAGUGUGUGUGGCGAAGAAGUGCUAUUUAAUAUUAUACAUACAUAUACAUAUAUAUAUACAUAUAGGUUAAUGUGUCUAGAGUCUAUCCAUUUCAGCAAACCCACUUACCCAAUGAGGCUAGAGAUGUUCGAAGAAAGAUAAAAAAAAACAGCAGAGAAGAAAAUAUGAAUCAAACAAAUUAGAAAAUUAAACAAACAAACAUACACAAACAGGUACGCUACAAACACGACAAUUACACACAAACACACAAGAUGAAGGUGGAAACUUUGGGCUAAAUCUGCAACGCAUUCCAUUAACCCAUUUCCUCCUCACAUACAAACACAUUUCACCCUCUCGAGAGUAUAUUACACUCGAUUUUGCGAAUUGUAUCGUUGUUUUUUCUUGACUAUUUGUAACGAAAAACCCCCCCACUAGGCAGAGCCGAACAAAUGGCCGACGAACGGGGACGAUUGGCGUGCCAUUCGCAACUAUUUAUCCUACCAUCCCUUUCUAUCUAACCACAUUUAACAAUUACUCGAAGCAAAAAGCGCUCUAUCUCGCUCUCUCUCUCUAUCUCUUUAAUACCCGUUUUUAUAAUGAGACAAAACAAAACUCCACACAAACACACUCAUACAAUCCUUAUCCAAGUUUGCAAUUGAAACCCAAAACAAAACAACAAAAAACGGAGGCUAACCUACAUAAAAGGUACACACACAACAGCCCCGACUUUUAACCACCAACUGUAUCCACUAUAUAACGAAAGUGAAGGAUCAGUCCCCCGUCUCGCCCAUCUAUUGCUUGCAUCUAUCACAGGUGGGAAGGUGUGAACUGUUGAUUGGCAGCAGCGGAACGGCAUUUUAUGGCAUUUUUGCUGACAAAUUUGGGGUUGAAGCUAUAUGUCGCCCCCGGUACUAAUCAGCGUUUAACACCAACCUUUUUAUUUCAUUUCGAGUCAGCGAACCGAGCGAAACAAUAAACUCUUUUUCCCGAACAAACAUACACACACACACAAACACUGGUAAAAGUAUGACAUAGAAAAACACAAGAAAAAAACUACAACAUAAGAAACUGUACGAAAUCUCUUAAAGCAAUAACUCAUAGUUAAAACGUUGACCGAUGCGAAUGCAAAAGCACGUGAACUAGAAGAAGAAAAAGAAGAAGAAGACGAAGAAAAAUAAGAAGAAGAAGACGAAGAAGAAGAAGAAGAAGAAGAAGAAGAAGAAGAAGAAGAAGAAGAAGAAGAAGAAGAAGAAGAAGAAGAAGAAGAAGAAGAAGAAGAAGAAGAAGAAGAAGAAGAAGCAAAACAAAAGAAACACAAUGAUUUAAUGAACAAAGACGAGGAAAGAGAAAAAGGAAGAUAGAAGAAAUGAAUCAAAAGAAACAGAUGGAUAAAAGGGAAAGAGAAGUCUUCUGCCGCAUGCGAGUCUAUGCUUAGCUGAUAUUAAGCAACAUCGAUGGGCUGAUAUUAAGCAAGUAGUAGUGCUAGCAAUUACUGCUCUUACCAAAACAAACAUUAAAGGUAAAAAUAAGAAAGAAAAACAAACCGAAAAGGAAGCGAACCCGCUAAUUAUAUAUGGCCGAAACUAACUUGCACUCUCUCCUUAGAGCACACAGACACAGACACAAAACUACAACAAAACAACAAAAGAAAAUGGUGAAAAUGAUAAAGUCAAAUUAUAGUAGUAGGUUUUAGAACGCGCGCCGACAGAUGUUGAGCAUACCGAACAAAACAUCAGAACAAACCAAAGUAAGGAAAGGCAAGCGACAGAAACAGCGUGUAUUGAAAGAUACAAAGAAAGAGAGCAAGAAAGAGAAGGAAAGAUGCGAAGGAAAAUAAUGCCGACAAAGCGUGUACGCGCCCUGAAACACAAUUAGAAACGGAGCAAAGAGUUCGAUGUUCAAAUCGUGGGACGGAUAGCGUCCGUCCCGCCUUUCCCCCCGGCAUUACAAAAGGGAGCGUCCAUUGAAUGAUACUUUCUUCGCUUGUGGUUUUGUGAAAUGCUUGUUCGUAUUGCUAUUUUCUCUUAUGCUUUGUGUUGCAUACACAUUCUUUUAUGUUUUUCACCUUACUUUUAAGUUUUCCUAUCUAAGCUUUAUAACUUUCUUGUUAGUUUUUUCCAUUAAAAAUUUUAAUGCAAUGCGUUUUUUUCCUAUUGCACUGUAGGUUUUGUUUUUGCCACCUGCCUAUCCCCUCACCCCGCACGUAUAGUAGUGAAUGUUGUGGCCAAAUCACUGCCGAUUUUGUAACUCGGUUUCUGCGACUCAUUUCAAGAAAAAAUGCUUUUCUAAAUAACAAAACAAAACAAUUCGCCAAUUUGGAACACAGACGCUUCUGGUAGAAGAGGAAAAGAGCAGCAACUUAAUUCCCUCUCGAUACGAACGAGCUACAAAAGUACAUUGUUGGCUGUACAAUCACAUGUUAGAGGGGCGACAAACAAACAGCAAACAAACGCGGUGUCUAGUAGCGCGUUCUUUCUACUUACAUCUCAAUGUUAGAGCAGCAAGAGUACCGUUCUAGUUGCACCUAGGUAAGACCAGUAGCUGACCAGUGUGUAGGGUGUGUAGUCGCGUGCAGCUACAGUAGCAGAAAGCAGUAUCGGCCCCCAUAUUUGCCAAACAGCGCCCAUAUCGCAAAACAUGAAAAUUGAAGCGAGAAACCCUAUUGAAAUGGAUGGACAUUUGUUUCACCUUUUCUCUAAUUUAUUUGUCCGCUUUGUACCGUUUCGUUUUGCUCUUUUGUCUUAGUUUUGUUCCACCAUCACCAAACGAUUUGUAGCGUAUUCAGUUCUUUAAAUUACAUUAAAGAAACCGGUAAUCAAAAAAAAAACAUGGAAACCAAACCUGAGCUAAAAUGCAAAGCGAAGACCUUCAGUAACGAUACAAAACAAAAAUAAACUCACACACCAGACUUCAUGCGUAGUUGUAUAAUUGUUAUUAUCAUCGAGUCUAACUUGAAAAGUGAAUAGGAAAUUAUUAUAUUUAAAACAAAAACAAGGAAUAGUUCCAGCAGAAAAAAACUUCCGCGCGAAAAACUCUCCCCACUCUCUCUCCCUUCCCCUCACUACUCAUAAGAUGAGUUUGACACCUUGUUCCCGGUUCCCGGAAGCUGGUGGAAAAAAAGGGGAAGCGAAGCAGAAUCAAUGCGUAGCAUAUAUGAACAGAGAUAUAAUUAUUUAACUAAUAUUACGAAUAAUACGCCUAGCCUAGCCAUGCACUUUGUUGUUGUUAUGAAUAAUGUAUAAUGAAGUAAUUGUAUCGAUUGAGAUUGUACACUGAUUGAUUUGAUAUAUUUAUUGGGAAAUGCUGUGCAGAUUUUAUUUUUUCUACUACAACUAUUACGAAGAUAACGGAUGGCCCGCGUGUGCCAUGGGUAGGCGGCUCCCAUCGAUAGGGAAGGGCUAUGCUAUUACUAUCACCACAAACUUCACCAACACCACCACCACCACCACUGAGAAACUAUUUUCUAUUUUCCGUUGCGUCUUUUUUAGUACGGUACGGAAAUGGCAAACACGGAAAUGGAAGUAAAACUCGAAAUAACCCAACCAAAAAAAUAUCUAAAUACCAGUUUGCAUACGGUCGUUUAUGUAAGAAAUGAUUUUUUUUCUGUUUCCGUUGAUUCUAGUAUAAAAUGUUUAAGAAACAAAAAUGGAGAAGAAGAAAAAAAAUCCAAACCAAAAGCCCCCCCAUUCUUUCUGUGUGAUUUUGUAACUAUACAAAAGAAAGUGGAAAAAAAGAAACAUAAAACAAAUCAGUCUUUUGUCGUAUGCAAUCAUUGUUGUCAUUGGAGUGGCUGCGAAUGGAGUAACCGAAUAAAUAGAAGAGGCAGAAAAGCACAACAAAACAAGCAAAAACUAUAGAAAUAGUACUUGAAAAAACAGAAAAGAUAAUAUGAACAAAAAAACAGACAAACAAACAGUUAAAACAGUAAAUUAGUCGUGCGUAGUAGUGUCACACGAUAACAAUCUAUUUCUACUUGCGUGUACGUUGUUUUUUUCUAAAGUUAGAACACGACACAUUCCAACCUUGAAACAAGAUGCAGUGCGGGCGCAAACGCAACACAGAGAAACACGAACAAGAUCUCCUUCAUUCUUUGUAGAACUGUUUACCGAGGAAAAAAAACAAAAAAAAAACAAGUAAACAGUAUAAAAAUUGUAGAAGAAAGUAACAAACAGACCGCAAACGCAAAUGGAACAACACAGAAGUUAAAAAUGGAGUUAGUAAAAAAAAA